Zasmidium cellare ATCC 36951 is the source of this 1578-nucleotide messenger RNA. RefSeq lists its product as uncharacterized. The record is from RefSeq and is a predicted model, not a curated record. The transcript has 3 exons. Bases 1 to 1578 code for a protein of 525 amino acids. Gene Ontology annotation, biological process: glycolytic process; glucose 6-phosphate metabolic process; intracellular glucose homeostasis. NCBI's taxonomy places the organism in Eukaryota, Fungi, Ascomycota, Dothideomycetes, Mycosphaerellales, Mycosphaerellaceae. Gene Ontology annotation, cellular component: cytosol; mitochondrion. Gene Ontology annotation, molecular function: glucokinase activity; fructokinase activity; mannokinase activity.
AUGGCCGCGGACCUGCCCUUCGCGAGCCCGAACAUAUUCCUGGCCAACACCAGCAGCUCACCAACCGACAUCAACCAUCCUACUUACCCAAGCACUCUCCCGGACAGUAGCCAAGAGCGCACCGCCCAUGCAAAACUCCACCGAUACCUAGCCUCCAUAAAGCAAGAACUAGAGCGACCGCUUGACCGCACAAACCUCCUUCGCGCAUCCGCACGUCUAGCCAAAGAGAUCAAAGCACACUGCGCCCAGCCCAACACAACAGCAACGUUCCCAUCCUCCACCAGGGUAAGGAUCGCCAAUUCACAAGCCACGACCGGCGAGUUCGUAUGUCUCGAAGUUGGGGGCUCGACGCUUCGGUGCGCCAUCGUUGACUUGCAGCAUACCCCUGACACUGACGAAGUGGCCAACAAGACCACCCUGAAGACCCUGGAGACGCAAGCAUGGAACAUCACGGAAAAGGUGAAGUUGUUGCCAGGGAGCGAUUUCUUCGGCUGGAUCGCCAGGAAUGUGGCCUCUUGGAUGGGUUCGCUGCAAGUUGAGGAGACGAAGACGCAAGCUGCGUGCUGGAGGCUUUGUCUGACAUGGUCCUUUCCUUUCCGAAAAACGGCGACGAACCAAGCUAGCAUUGUCCGCUGUGGCAAGGGCUUCCGUGUGUUCGACGACCUGGUCCGGUAUGACAUCGGAACCUUGCUGGUGGAGGCAUUCCAAGAAGAGGGUGUUUGCCUAACCUUCGAAUCGAUCGUCAACGAUACGGUCGGGGGCCUCCUUCGAGGCCGUCUCGACGAUCCCGACAUGCGCAUAUCGAUGGUGCUAGGCACCGGCCUCAACGCAGCGAUAACACUGCCCGUGGCCACUCUCGAUCCCUCAAGACCUGACAAGGACACGCGCGAAUGUGGCUUGCAAAAGACCGACCACGUGUUCAUCAACACAGAGCUCAGCCUACUGGGCGUAGACGUCGUCCAGCGGACAAGAUGGGACGACGCCCUCAUCCAAAACCUGCCAGCCGGGGUGUGUAAGCAACCGCUCGAGUACAUGUGCGGUGGCUAUUACAUUGGAGAGUUGGUGCGCAUAAUCUUCGUGUCGACCAUCUGCUACUUUCCCUCCUGGGCAGGUCGCGUACCGGAAAGACUCUUUUUGCCAGACUCGCUGGCGUCCAGUUUGGUGUCGACUUUAGUGGGCGAUACGACGGCAGACCUGUCUGUGUCGGCGGCGGAGUUUUCAGAGGCAUUUGAGUCGUCGGUGCGAGAGUCGGCCCCGUGGUUGGACGUCUUGAGAUGUAUUGCAUUGUCGGUCUGUCACAGAGCGUCAGGUGUCAUGGCCAUGAGCAUUUUCGCGCUUUAUCUGGUUGCUUACGGCGAUGACUCGACGACUCCACAGGAUGGAAGCGAAAGGGUGGUAGGAGUUUCAGGGGCGGUCUUCGAAAAACUACCCGGCUUCAAGGAGUCGUGUGAGAAGAUGCUGAACCAUUUGAUUCAAGGCCUUGAUGCAGAAAUUACACCAGCAACUCCUUGUACACUUCGUCUGAUCAGUGGUGGGAGUUUGACGGGUUGUGCACUUGCUGUGGGACCUCAUCCAUGA